Molecule: messenger RNA, 4670 nt
Organism: Branchiostoma floridae (Florida lancelet)
Lineage: Eukaryota; Metazoa; Chordata; Leptocardii; Amphioxiformes; Branchiostomatidae
Product: plasminogen-like
Exons: 25
Coding region: 60-3632 (1190 amino acids)
Biological process (GO): proteolysis
Cellular component (GO): membrane
Molecular function (GO): serine-type endopeptidase activity; protein binding
Source: RefSeq, a predicted model, not a curated record
UCUCCUAACAUCUGCUUGAAGUGAGACGUUUCUCCUCAGGACCGCCCAACCGUGCCUGCAUGUCCGAGCUGAGCCGCGCGAGGGCGCUCAUCCGCAACCUGACCCAGGAGAACGAGCGACUGCGCAUGCGGCUGAUGGACGCACCGGCCGCCUCGCACAUGCGCGGAGGGGAGCUGGAGGCGGACAUCGACAACCGGCCGGGCGGCACCGUGGCCAGGACGGAGAACUGGGCCAUGCGGCUUCGCGGCGGGAUGGCGCCGAACCGCGGGCGGGUGGAGCUGAAGGUUGAAGGCGGGAACUGGGGCAUCAUCUGCGACGACGAGUGGGACAAGCUGGCCGCCGAUGUCGUCUGCAGGCAGCUCGGAUACAGGAACGGUGCCAAAAUGGCGACCAAGAACUCCAGAUUCGGCGACGGACGGCGGGACUUCAUCCUGGAUGACGUCACCUGCACUGGGAGCGAGGCCACCCUGACGGACUGCGAGCACCGCGGCUGGUGGGAGCACGACUGCGACCGGAACGAGGUGGCCGGGGUCGUCUGUCUGGUCAACGAGGUUGCGAUGGAGCUGUCCCACCGGGAGUGUUAUGUGGAGCAGGGUGAGACGUACCGCGGCACCGCCAGCACCACCCUUUCCGGCAGGACCUGCAUCAACUGGAGCGAGGCCACCAACAUGCGGUACAGCACUAUGCGGUACCCUGACGGAGAGUUCGGGCUGGGCGAUCACAACUACUGCCGCAACCCUGACCAGGACAGACAGCCCUGGUGCUACGUCAACAUGGAGCAAGGCUUCGACUACUGCGAGAUCCCCAAAUGCGACGUGGAGUGUUUUACCGAGGACGGCGCCACGUACCGCGGGGAGCAGAGCGUGGACCGGGACGGGAGCGACUGUCUGUGGUGGGACGACGAGAGGCCCGGCAUGGACAUCAACGUCUACAGCUAUCCCAAUGGAAAGGGCGGCAUAGGCGAGCACAACUUCUGCCGGAACCCCAACGGAGCCCUGGGGCCGUGGUGCUACGUCAAGCCGACCCGCGACAGUCCCGUGGUGGCCUCGGCCUGCGGGAUCCCGUCCUGCGACUCCACGGGCCCAGAUGGCUCAGACUGCUACAACACCGAGGACGGCGGACGCAGCUACAGGGGCACGGUGAAGGAUACCGCAGACGGGAUGGAGUGUCAGCGAUGGGACGAGCAGACUCCACACGAACACCAGAACACACCGGAAAUCAAGCCGGACGCAGGUUUGGAGAAGAACUACUGCAGGAACCCGUCACCAGACGGAGCCCAGCUGUUCCGUCCCUGGUGCUACACUACAGACCCCCAGCAGCGCUGGGCGUACUGCAACGUGCAGGAGUGUGAAGGUACAACAGAAGAGGCCGAAUGCCCAGAGGGACAAUUCAAGUGCAAGUCUACUUCAAACUGCUUCCCGAAUGAGUUCCAGUGUGACGGAGACAACGACUGUGAGGACGGUACUGAUGAGGAGGAGUGUGGAGGGUUCCUUGGAGAGUACCGGAUCUACCGCAAGGCGGCGCUAGUGCUAGAGGAGGAUGAGUACCUGGCGGGCUACACUAACGUGGACCCGGAGACCUGCAUGCAGAUCUGCUCAGAGACAACCGACUUCGUCUGCAAGGCGUUCGACUACAACAAGCAGAAGAGGGAGUGCGAUCUGACACACAAGAACCAGCUGACCACAGGAGGAUUGCUGAGCGGACUGGGCUACGAGAACGUGGAUCACUACGAGCGUGUGGACCAGUCAACCCAGGACUGCUCGGAGCUGCCCGGCGGGCCGUUCACACAGUGUCCCAACGGUAAAUGCAUCCCGGAGGCGUUCCAGUGCGACGGGGACAACGACUGUGGAGACUUCUCGGAUGAGGAAAAUUGCGAAAAUGCGGCGCCCUUUGAAGUGCGGCUGCGCGGGGGCGAGCGCGAGGGUCAAGGUCGCGUGGAGGUCAAGUACAUGGGAGAAUGGGGAGCCGUGUGCGACGACUCGUGGGGCAUGAAGGACGCCGAUGUCGUCUGCAAGCAGCUGGGAUAUCCUCUAGGAGCGCAGGAGGUGCACGGCGGGUCGUCGUUCGGCGGCAGCCGGCUGGACUUCCUGCUGGACGAGCUGGACUGCACGGGGCUGGAGUCCACCCUGGAGGACUGCGGGCACGAGCCGUGGGGGCAGCACGACUGCUCGCCCACUGAGGCUGCAGGAGUCACCUGUAAAGUACAGGAAGGCUGCCUGGCUGAUGAGUACACCUGCGCUGACGAGGAGCAGUGCAUCCCGCACGCUUACGUGUGUGACGGGGACCUGGACUGUGGGGACGAGAGCGACGAGAAACAGUGCGAUUGCUACAAGGGGAAAGGCGUGAACUACCAGGGCCGGCACCAUACCACCGUGCUGGGGGAGCCGUGCCUGUACUGGAACGCCACACUGGACCGGAACUACAACACGCGGGACUACCCGGGCGGGGAGUACCGCCUGGGCCCGCACAACUACUGCCGCAACCCCGACAGAGACGAGAAGCCCUGGUGCUACAUAGAGGUGGACGAGGACGGCCGCAACUGGCGCAGCUGCGACAUCUCGAAGUGCACAGAUGUUCCUCCGAAGUGGCGAGCAGAUUACCAGUGCGGAGAGGGCUACCCCGCGCCGGACGGUAACCCUGCAGAAUGCAACUCUGACGGUAUUUACCCGUGCUGCUCUCCGCACAACUGGUGCGGCAACACCCCAGACCACUGCGACUGUCCGGACUGUGUUGACUACAGGGGCACAGAUUUGCCGGACCCAGAGCCCGAAGAGCCCGACCAGCCAGAGGAGCCCGAGCCCGUGGACCCCGUGCCCGUGGACCCCGUGCCGGGUGGUUCGGGCGGCUCCUGCGGGGUGAAGCCCGAGGUCCCCGCGAGUGCACCGGCGACAGGUCCCGUCAUGUUCGAGCGGAUUGUCGGAGGCUCCACGGCUCUGAAGGGAGAAUACCCCUGGCAGGUGGCGCUGCGUGUCAAAGGUCGCGGACACCACUGCGGAGGAACCCUGAUCGACCCGUGCUGGGUGGUAACAGCUGCACACUGCAUGGAGUUCUACGACAGUUCGUACUCAGUUGUUCUCGGGGAACACAACAACCGGGUGGACGAGGGCACGGAGCAGCGGUUCGACGUGGAGAGGUCCUGGUCCCACCCGCUCUACGACGCCGACUCAACCGAUAACGACAUCGCGCUGCUGAAGCUGAGGCGGCAGAACGGGAGGUGCGCGGAGACCAACCAGUUCGUGACCCUGGCGUGUCUGCCCGACUCAGCGGAACAGUUCCCGGACGGACACGUGUGUCACAUCAGCGGCUGGGGAAACACAGACCCCGAUCGCCCCAACAAUCCUGCCACCCUAAUGAAGGCCAAGGUCCCUCUCCUGCCCGAGGCCACCUGCCGCCGUGGCUAUGGCGACAAGCUGACCAAUCAGAUGUUCUGUGCGGGGUACAUGAGAGGAGGAGUCGACACCUGCCAGGGAGACUCAGGCGGCCCGCUGGUGUGCGAGAGUGGCGGGAAGUGGACGCUGUGGGGCGUGACGUCAUGGGGGUACGGCUGCGCCCAGCCCAACUUCCCCGGCAUCUACGCGCGCGUCUCAGAGUACACCAACUGGAUCAACAACCUCAUGCGCAACAACGCUUAGAACGCCUCAGCCUUGGAACAGAUCCUUAACAAUGUCUUAGAUAAUGGAGGAGAUGCUUAGCAAUGUCUUAGAUGCUGGGUUUGGUGCUUAACAAUGACUUGGAUGAUGAGAUGACCCUUACAAUGCCUUAGAUGAUGGGUUAGGUCCUCAUGCGCAACAACCUUUAGAACGUCACAACCUUGAAACGGUUGCUUAGCAAUGUCUUAGGUGAUGGAGGAGAUCCUUAGCCUGAUGUCUUAGAUGAUGAGACGACCAUAAACGCUGACUUGUAUGAUAAAAAAGACCCUUGAAAAUGUCUUGUAUGAUGGCAAAGACCCUUAAGUAUGUCUUAGAUGAUGAACAAGACGCUUAACUAUGUCUUAGAUGAUGGAUUACGUUCUUAACAAUGUCUUGUUGAUGGGCAAGACCCAAAAUAAAUGUCAGAUAAUGGAGAAGACCCUUAAUAAUGUCUUAAGAAUGAAGCUCAUCCCUAAUUUUUGUGGGAACCUUAGCUGUUGCUACAGAUUCUUAAGAAAGUUUGAAAGAUUAGAGCACACACUUAAAAUAUCUUAAAUGUUGGGAAAGCUGAUUGUGAAGAAUGUCUUAGCUGCUUGAACAUAUGCUUAAGAAAGUCUUAGAUGUUUGAGCAGAACAUUAAGUUUUAAGAAUGCGUUAACUGUGUGGAAGUUCAUCUUGAAAGUCUUCUGGAAAGAACUGUGAACAGAGGCAUAAAAUGUUGCAAUAGAUCCUUUUAAUUCACAGCGAUUUUGAUUCCUGCAUUCUGCUGCUGGUAUGAAGGAUUCUGCUGAUAGACAAAAAUCUGAGAUACAUCAUAUCUACAAUGAACAGCAAAAUAUUAUCAUUAUGAUCAAUGUUUUGGUCUUAUGCCAGUCAAUAUAUACAGUUAUAAUGAAUUUAAUCUAAACAGACUUUCUCACAUGGCUUAAAAAUAAGAUUUUAUGGAAUGACAAUCACAUUUCAAUAGCGUUUCAUUAUUUUCUUUGGAUACCUGAAUCAUGAUCAUUACCUAAAUUAUUUUCACUUCAUAUCUAGAAAAUG